Theobroma cacao (cacao) is the source of this 3586-nucleotide messenger RNA. RefSeq names its product DNA-binding bromodomain-containing protein. The record is from RefSeq and is a predicted model, not a curated record. Lineage: Eukaryota; Viridiplantae; Streptophyta; Magnoliopsida; Malvales; Malvaceae. Gene Ontology annotation, molecular function: protein binding.
CAUUAGACCCGAGCCUCCAGGCUAGGAGCUAGGCUCGGAAUCUAGAGAAAAAAGCGGAAGCCCACCAUGGAAAAAUAAUGGAACCAAAAGCAAGAGAGAGAAAGCCGAAAAAAUAAAAAUAAAAAUAACAGAAGAGAGAGAGAAAGAGGGAGGCAGUGAGUGAUGGUUUUUUUAGAGAGAGAAAGUGAACAGAGAUGGGGCAGAUCGUGAAGAGGAAGAAGAAAGGGAGGCCGUCGAAGGCGGAUCUGGCUAAAAGAGGGAGUUCGCCGGCGGCACAGUCGGAGACGGAGUUAAGGCGGAGUCACCGGAGGAGAAAUGUGAGGUAUAACAUCGAUUACGACGAUUACCUCGACGAAGACUUCGAGGAAGAAGACGAGGAAGAAGAAAGAAGGAGAGAGAAGAAGCUUAAGCUUGUUCUUAAGCUUAAUCAAGGUCAAGAAGCUGAGCCGCCUUCUCCUCCUUCUCUGCCACCAAGCCGCGGCCGAGGUGUUUCCUCAGCUGCCGCGCGUGGGAGGCGCGCGGGCAGGAAGGAAGUGGAGGAGGAAGAAGUAGAGGAUGAUGAAGAAGAGGAAAGCGAGAAGAGGAAGAAAAAGAUUAAGAAGAGAAGAAUCAACGGUGGCGAUGAAAUUGAUCAUGAUGAUUACGAAGAAGAAGUUGACCAUGAUGAAGAUGAUGAUCAUGGUGAUGCGGAGGGAAGAGGGAGAAAAGGGGAAUCCAAAGGACAGGACUCCGUUCCAGGGACACCGUCAGAUCCUCCAUCAGGGGUUCCAUUGCCUGAUAAGAAGACAUUGGAGUUGAUUCUUGAUAAACUUCAAAAGAGAGAUACUUAUGGUGUAUAUGCAGAACCGGCUGAUCCUGAAGAGCUUCCUGAUUACCAUGAUGUGAUUGAGCAUCCAAUGGACUUUGCCACGGUGAGGAAGAAGUUGGGAAAUGGGUCUUAUUCUACACUGGAACAAUUUGAGAGUGAUGUCUUCUUAAUAUCCUCUAAUGCAAUGCAAUAUAAUGCACCAGAUACUAUAUACCAUAAACAGGCACGUUCCAUUCAAGAGCUGGCAAAGAAAAAAUUGGAGAAGUUAAGGAUGGAUGUACAGCGGUAUGAGAAAGACAGCAAGAUAGAACAGAAAACAAAAUCUAACUUCAUAGCAAAGAAACAAACAAAAAAACCUUCCUACUGUGCAACACAGGAACCUGUUGGUUCUGAUUUCUCUUCAGGGGCCACUCUUGCCACUGCUGGAGAUAUCCAGAACUCUUCCAUCACUAUUCAAGCUAAUGCUUGUGAGAGGCCUAGCCAUACUGAUGCGCCUGUAGAGGGUAACUACUCCCUGGCUGAUUAUAAUUUAGAGAAGACUGAAGAACUAUCAUCAGGGAAGGGUCUCCUUUCAAAAUUUGGGAAGAAGUCAUUUGCACUUGAUGAUAAUCGUCGUGCGACAUACAACAUAUCCACUCAACCGGUGGCCAGAUCAGAGUCAAUAUUUACAACCUUUGAGGCUGAAAUCAAGCAGCUGCUUGUUGUUGGGCUACAAGCAGAAUUUUCAUAUGCUAGGAGUCUGGCUCGCUUUGCUGCAACUCUUGGACCUGUUGCAUGGAAAGUUGCUUCCCGCAGGAUUGAGCAAGCAUUGCCUAUGGGCUUUAAGUUUGGUCGUGGGUGGGUUGGAGAAUAUGAGCCACUUCCAACACCAGUAUUAAUGCUUGAGAAUCAUGCUCCAAAGGAAUCCGCCCCGUUGCGUGCUGCUGAUGCUCGAAAGGAUGAUGUAACUUAUAAGACCCCGGUUCCUUCUACCAGUGUUCGAAAGGAUGAUGUAACUUAUAAGACCCUUGUUCCUGCUAAGCCACAUCCUCUCAAUGUCCCUGCUUCAGAAGAGAAAUCAUCUUCAUUUCGUCCUGGUGGGCCAACGUCAGAAGGAAGGCCAUCUUUGUUUGCUUCUACUGGGCCAAGGCCUGGUAAGCCUGUUAAUACUAUUCAUAAGCUGCAAAAUUUGCCUCCCAGGAAAUUUUCUGAGCCUGAGAACAAGGUCUCAAAGCAAGUUGAGUUGAACUUGCCACCUACUGGGAACCAAAAUAAUGCUGAUCUUAUCACUGAGAAGAAGAGUUCAAAUAAAUCAGAGACAGCAGCUUUGAAGUCAAGAGAGAUGGUUUCAAGGAACAUGAGUCUUGCACAGGCUGUAUCUUCAAAGCAGAUUGAAAAUAAUGUAGCUGUUGAUGGAGAUUUGCCUAAUGGAAAAGCCGCAAGUAAUUGUUUUAACAAUCGAGCAAUAAAUCUAUCUUCUGAUGGUAUUCCUACCCAAAUGGCGAAAGCAGCUGCCUACUAUUCCCAUGGACAGGAGCAGGGCCUCAAUGACCCAGUUCAAUUGAUGAGGAUUUUGGCAGAAAAGGCCCAAAAGCAACAAAAUUCUUCAAAUCAGUCCCCAACUGAUACUCCACCAGCUAUGCCAUCUGUUCCAUCUAUACGAAGAGAUGAUUCGAGCAGUGCUGCUGCUGUUGCUGCUCGUGCCUGGAUGUCUGUAGGAGCCGGAGCCUUCAAGCAAGCAACUGAAAAUUCCAGCACUUCGAAAGGCCAGAUAUCUGCUGAGUCAUUAUACAACCCAGCUAGGGAAUUUCAUCUGCAAGGUUCACGAGUUCAAGGGGAGUUUCCUCUUUCUGCAGGGAUGCAAUUUCAGCCACAGAUUGAGAAGAACAGUUUCCCGCUUCAUACUUUUGCACCCCAACCUGUUCGCUUGAUGAAUGAAGCUCAGUUCCAAAACCGACCUAUGGUUUUCCCUCAACUAGUGGCAACCGACUUGUCUAGGUUCCAAGUGCAGUCCCCUUGGCAAGGUUUUAGUCCGCGAACACAGACAAGGCAGAAGCAGGAUACGCUUCCUCCUGACUUGAAUAUUGGAUUCCAGUCUCCAGGGUCUCCAGUGAAACAGUCGUCAGGCGUUCUGGUUGAUUCUCAGCAGCCAGAUCUGGCUCUGCAGCUCUGAGUGUGAGGUAGACUUCCUGAAAAAUCGAUUGAGAAGGGCUCAGAGGUGGUUAGAUGGUGCUCUACCCUGUCUCAAGGAGGUGGAAAAUUUUGUCCCCUGCCAUGAACGUGGAUGGAAUUGCCAAUUCUUCCAUUAUUUUUAGAUGGUGCUCUGGCAAACUCGAUGAUAGAUUUCGGUCCCAGUCUUGGAUUAGAGUUAAAGAUGGCAGAUUCAGCCCUUAAACCGUCUUACCUAUAUAGUAUGAACUCCUUUUUUCUAUCAGAUGAGAAGGGAGAAUCAAGAAGAACAGGGGCCAAUAAUCAUGAAAUGUAGACAUUUGUUUAAGAUCUCCUUUUCCUAACAAGCAUUUCUGACUCCAAGCAUUUAUAUGGUACCUGAGGGAGCUAAAAUCAUGAGAGUUUUCAGCAGAAGCAUGAUUGUUUUUAUGAAUUUAUUGUCGAUUGAUUCGAUGUUCUUCAUCAGAUGGAUUACAUAUGUAAACAUGGUUCAUGCUUGUACAUUAGUAACAGGUGGAUGAGAAGUAGCUACUCAAAUUUUUAGUUUGUCUUUGUUGCCAUUCAUGUUAUUUGCAUUGAUAUAUCUUCCUGCCUUUCUGUGAACAUGCAGAGAUGGAUUUGCAGUUAAAA